This is a messenger RNA of Tilletiopsis washingtonensis, 1995 nucleotides long. RefSeq names its product UDP-galactose transporter. The record is from RefSeq and is a predicted model, not a curated record. The transcript has 8 exons. Lineage: Eukaryota; Fungi; Basidiomycota; Exobasidiomycetes; Entylomatales. Gene Ontology annotation, molecular function: GDP-mannose transmembrane transporter activity; antiporter activity. The coding region runs from base 360 to 1700 and encodes 446 amino acids. Gene Ontology annotation, cellular component: Golgi apparatus.
CGCACACACAUUCCCCCGCUCUGCACCGCCGCGUGCACUGCACCCACGAGGCAGCUCACGCCGUGCUGACCCAUCACGCAGGCUGUGCGAUCAGGCUCUGGCGGCGGCGAGGACAAGCAGCCUGCGCAGGAGUCGCGCGUUCCCACGCAGCCCGCGCGCACGGCUCUCGCCUCGUCCUCGCUGCGAAGCUCGGGCUCCCCUUGGCGCUGCUCCGCCAUCCCGACGCCGGCCUGCUCCGCCUCCGGCCUGCUCCAUCCACCGGUCCACUUCAUCCGUCGGCCACCGCGCCACUCAGCUUCUGCAUUACCAGCUACCGCACACACACGUCGCCUUGGCCCGCUCUGGCCCCGGCCUGCGCCAUGUCGAGCUCGCGCAGCUUCUUCGCGCCGCCGGCCGCUGCGCCCGCCGACCGCGAGCCGUUCCUGCCGCCGGGCGACGGCGAGCCUGCGCCGCGGGGCACACCGGCAGCCGCAUCAAGUGCCGCGCUGGCCCGCGCAAGCGCGCUGCCGCCGAUCCUCAGCUACUGCUCGGCCAGCAUCCUCAUGACGGUGGUGAACAAGUACGUGCUCUCGGCACACUUCUCGCUCAACAUGCUCGUGCUGCUCGUGCAGUCGCUCGUCGGCGUGCUCCUCGUGCGCGCCGCACGCUCGUCGGGCGCGAUCCAGAUCCGCGACUUUAGCUGGCAGGACGCGCGGGCCUGGCUGCCCAUCUCGACGCUGCUCGUCUUCGUCAUCUGGACGGGCAGCAAGGCGCUGCAAUUCCUGAGCAUUCCCGUCUACACCAUCUUCAAGAACCUCACCAUCAUUCUCAUCGCCUACGGCGAGGUGUUCCUCUUCCAGGCGCGCCUCACACGCAUCAUCAUGCUCUCCUUUGUGCUCAUGGUCGUGUCGUCGCUCAUCGCGGCGUCGUCGGACAUCUCGCACGUGCUCGAGAUCGCCAACCUGCGCAUGCCGCACGCGCCCGACUCUCUCAACGCCAUCACGCAGGACCCAAUCUCGGGCAUCGACGUCGGCGUCGCCGACCCGCUGGCGGCGGAGAAGGCGCGCAUCGCCGAGCUCGCUGGGCAGGGCAACGCGCAGGCCGUGCUCGACGGGCUGGGCGGCUGGGGCGUGCUGAACAGCGGCUACGUGUGGAUGGCGCUGAACUGCGCCUUCAGCGCGGCAUACGUCCUGAUCAUGCGCAAGCGCAUCAAGGUCACCGGCUUCAAGGACUGGGACACGAUGUUCUACAACAACCUGCUCUCCGUGCCGGUGCUGAUCCUCAUGAGUCUGCUCGUCGAGGACUGGAGCUCCGAGAACUUUUCGCGCAACUUCCCGCCGGAGACACGGCAUUCGCUCUUCGCAGCCAUCAUCUUCUCGGGCGCGUGUGCCGUCUUCAUCUCGUACACGACGGCGUGGUGCAUCCGCGCCACGUCGUCGACGACAUACUCGAUGGUCGGCGCGCUCAACAAGCUGCCGCUGGCGCUCAGCGGCAUGGUCUUCUUCCACGACCCGGCGACGCUGGGCAGCACGAGCGCCAUCGGCGUCGGCUUCAUCGCCGGCCUUGUCUACGCAUACGGCAAGAACCGGCAGGCAGAGGCCGGCCGCCUCGCCGCGGCCGCCAACGAGUCCGGCCUGCCGCCAGAGGACGCCGCGGCCGACGUGCUGCCGCUGCAUCGCCGGAAAGACACGGGGCCCGAUGCCAAGGGCCGCAUCGAGUAGCUGCCGUGCGUAAUCUAUAGACGUCGGCGCUGGCUCGCCGCAGCACAACCGACGCGACGUGUGGCAUCUAUGUGUGUAUUGGUGACUCGCGCGGCGGCCGCUCCCUCUAUGGCUGGCUGGUGCCGACCUUGCCGAUCUCGAUGCGGUUGAGACUGCGCGGAGAAGAGUCAGCGAUACGUUUGCGGGGCUGCUGCGCUCGACUCACUCCGAGACGAAGCUGCAACAGGGGCACAAGAGACCUAUGUCAGCACAGCGCAUAUCCUAUCGCUCCGCAACGCUACGCACGACAUGCCCC